CACUUUUUGCUACUUCCGGUUGUGAAGCAACUGAAACCAGGGUGAGCUGUGGGCUGACCCAAAACGUUAUCUUUUUCCUCCUUGCCCUCGUCGCAGAUCGGGUCGACCAAAGCGGGAGAGGACAGAAAGACGGAACGGGCGGUGUCUGAGCCACGUGACGCGAACAGCGGGCCCUGGCCCUAGAGGUAGCGGAGAACUUUAAAGGAGGAAGAGGGCCGUCUAGCUGGCCCCCAGUGGGCGGAGCGGAGCUGAAUGGAGUCUGCGCAUUGUUGACACGCGCACGCGCACGCGGGGGGGUGGCCAAAGAAGGAAGGAACGAACGAACGAAGAAAACGAACGAACUGUCAGGUGAUAUUGAAUUAGUCACAUCUGAGCUGCUGUUUUGGAGAAGAUACCUGAGGAGCUUGGUUUUUCUGAGGGAAUAAAUUUAGCCUACAUGUGCUUCUAUACUUCCUGGAAGAAUGACAGAUGACAAAGAUGUACUUAGAGAUGUGUGGUUUGGGCGAAUACCAACUUGUUUUACACUAUAUCAAGAUGAGAUUACUGAAAGAGAAGCUGAACCUUACUAUCUGCUUUUACCCAGAAUUAGCUACCUGACACUGGUAACAGACAAAGUGAAAAAACACUUUCAGAAGGUUAUGAGACAAGAAGAUAUUGUGGAAAUAUGGUUUGAAUAUGAAGGCACACCACUGAAAUGGCAUUAUCCUAUUGGUUUGCUUUUUGACCUUCAUGCAUCGAAUACAGCCCUUCCAUGGAACAUAACAGUACAUUUUAAGAAUUUUCCAGAAAAAGAUCUUUUACAUUGUCCUUCUAAGGAUGUAAUUGAAGCCCAUUUCAUGGCUUGUAUAAAAGAAGCGGAUGCCUUGAAACAUAAGAGUCAAGUUAUCAAUGAGAUGCAAAAAAAGGAUCAUAAACAACUUUGGAUGGGAUUACAGAAUGACAAAUUUGAUCAAUUUUGGGCCAUUAACCGAAAACUCAUGGAAUACCCUCUGGAAGACAGUGGAUUUCGCUACAUCCCAUUUAGAAUAUAUCAGGCAACAAGUGAGCGACCUUUUAUACAGAAGUUGUUUCGUCCUGUCGCUGCAGAUGGACAGCUCCAUACCCUGGGGGAUCUCCUAAAAGAAGCUUGCCCUGCUGCAAUUAAUCCUGAAGGGGGACAAGCCCAGAAGAAGUUUAAGUAUUAGGCUUUGUACUUUUCUUAUAAAGAGCCCUCCCCUUCUGUUCGUGAUCAUGGGAUAAAAGCUCUCUAAGCUUGUAUAUGUACUUUUUUACUGCUAUAUCUUGUAGUGUGCUCUUAAGAUUGAGAUCUCAUUCCCCAGGAAGCAUUUUCUGCCUAAGAUUAAUUGCCCUUUUAAAGUCAGUGUUUGAUGUAUUCUUUUUGGCUGGCUAUAUCCUGACUCAGUUUAACCCUCUUUGACCUGACCCCACUAUUACCACCAUGGCUGAGGCAGAAAUCCUUCAGCGUGAUGUAUGCAGCACAGAUCCCAGGCAUGUGGCUCUUCACAGCUUGGAUUCAAUUAGCUGGAUUUUUAUUGAUACAUAAAAGUAAAAAGUGUUCAGUCAGAACUAUUAGUAUAUUCAUAAUUUCUCCAAACGUGCUCAUCUUAGUAGGAGUAUGAAGUAACAGCUUCAAACAGAGGAAAUGUGGAAUGCAAAGCAGUUUCUAGUUCUCAAACUGUCCAAGUACAAAUCUAUAUUCUCAGUGGUCAAAUCUGUCUGUCUGUCUGUCUGUCUAUAUCUAUAUAUAUAUAUUUACUUGCACUAUUUUACUUCAUUUACAACAGACUCUAAAAUCAAGUAGAGGUGGCAUAGGGUAGCAGUUAAGCUGAAGAGCAUUAACUUGUGGUUGAAGCAUCAAAAAUAAAAGUUUUCCAACCACUGAAAAUCUUUUAAAUGCUCUUACCUGGAAUAGCAAGCAAUCAUGAAGACUUCUUAAUGUCUGGGGGUUUCUUUUGCAAUAUUGGCACUUUGGCAUUGGUAGUGAGCCUAUUUAUUUCUGGGUAUGACAUCCAGUUGUGUCCAUCCACAAGUGGAAUGAAUUUCUGUUCACAUAAUGAGACUUCUUUCUACAUGCUCCUACAUUUGCUAUAGAGGAUUGGGUGACCCUUAAGUAGAUUUGCGGGACAAAGGAACUGCAGGGAAGAACAAAGUAAGGGAGUCCCACUGUGUGAACAGAAGCCCACUCACAGAUAUUGGAUAUCACCUGGUCCCAGGAUAUUUUUAACUAGCAAUUUAAGUUUCCCUCUCCCUGAUUUCAGACAUACAGACACACACAAACUUCCUUUACACAUAACUUCUCUCUGAGGCUUCUACAUCUCCCUUUGGCGUACUUUUGGAAACCCAGCCUAAGACAUGAAAAAUGAUUUACUAUGGGUAGCAUCCAGUGGAUGCCCUUGUGCUCACAGAAUGGAAGCGGAAGAGAGGCUAUUUUUGCCCAUCUUCCCUUCUCCCUGCAUCUCUACCUGCUACCUUCCAUCCUGUUCUGGAGGAUUCCCCAACUCUAGAGCUGACUUUUGGAGGGACAAUUGGAACCAGAAGAGGGAAUUUCCAAAAAAACACCCAUCCUCUUCUGUUAGUGGAUGCCUUUGCUGGAUCAAAGACCUUUCUAUGACCAUAAGGGCAUCAGUUGGAUUCCACCCUAGAUUUCCACAUAUUGAACCACACCUGUCUACCUGAGAAAAUCACCCUUCAGGUGAUACCAGUGGUACAUUCUGUUCCUUAGGAAUUCCAUCUCCAUCUGUGAUUUGACAUCUUCUGCUGAGGCCCUAUAAUAACUGACAUCUGUAGUAGAAGUGUGUUACAUAAUUACAAAGUUCAGGACUUCUCACUGGUGGUGUCCCGACUUUCUAAAGCCCCCACUAAAUGGGUACACCUAAUGCCUACUUUUCCAUGCCAGGUUAAGAUACUUUUAUUUACCCAGAUAUUUUAAUUUGCAUAAUUCCUCAUUCUGCUAUAAUCCUGCUAUAAUAAUCCCUUUAUUUACUAUUGUGAUUGCUAAUGUUAGUGUGUUGCAUUUGGUUUAACUUAUUGUAUGAUCUGGAAUUUGCUUCAGUGGAAUUUGCUUCAGUGAAGGCCUAUAUAGAAAAGAUUUGAAUAAACCCCAUCCCCUGCCCCUCCUUUUGAUUCAGCAUACAUUUAUUUGGUAGUUCCACUCCAACACAAGUAAGCAACUUUUUCCUUCAUGAAAUAUUCUGUAGUCCUAUUUUAAGGCAGUGAGAUAUUUAAUUACAGUGGUGUCUAUGCAGGAGUGGAACAGACCCCUGCUCAUGCAACAGGGCUUUUCCUUCCUCUCCUCUCCCCUGUAGUGCCCCCCCCCGGUGUCCUCAAAAUCUGCUCUGGAAGGUUUUGGAUUCUCUGGAGCAGAUUUGGGGUUGGGGUGAAAAGGCUGCAGGGGGAAGAAGAAUAAAAGUCCCAGUGUGUAGCAGAAGUCUCCUUACACAGCAUUAGGCUUCCCCCAGUUUAUAUAGUGGGAAGACUAGUAAAUCCAUUUUAUAGCCUAUUAAAAUGAUACCUGUUAGAAAAAUGAUGUGUGAAUCAUUUUAUGAUUCAUGUAAUAAAAUGUUUCCUUUUUUCAAAGUUUUGAAACAUUACAUUUAUCAUGAAGGGUCAUUCGGUUAAAUAUGAAGUAGCAGGAUAACAAUCAGUACAACAAAGCAAGGAUUCUGCAGGAUUUCAUUAUGUAAUGAAACCAAACGCUCAUUGCUUCAAGCAUCUUUUUGCCUGUGAAUGUUUGAUUAGUGAUCUGUCUCUCA
Rhineura floridana is the source of this 3752-nucleotide messenger RNA. It is a transcript of the gene ATG5, whose product is annotated as autophagy related 5. The transcript has 9 exons. NCBI's taxonomy places the organism in Eukaryota, Metazoa, Chordata, Lepidosauria, Squamata, Rhineuridae. Gene Ontology annotation, cellular component: cytoplasm; phagophore assembly site membrane; Atg12-Atg5-Atg16 complex. The record is from RefSeq and is a predicted model, not a curated record. Bases 462 to 1184 code for a protein of 240 amino acids. Gene Ontology annotation, biological process: autophagy of mitochondrion; nucleophagy; cellular response to nitrogen starvation.